AUGAUUAUCAACGGCAACGACGAUGCCGCCAUCAAUGGUAUCAAGUUCACCGCCACUCACAAGCUCAAAAGUUUGAUCACCUACGAACGGUAUGACAGACUCGAAAAAAGUAUCAUUUAUGACGAGUCAGAUGCCGACGGUUUGACUUUCCCUCACAACAAUGCUCUUGUCAUUACUUUACGAAUUUUAGAUACUGAUUUUAAGCGUAUCAUGGUGAGUGAUGGGAGUGGAACAUGCAUUAUCCAUCCCCGAGUCCUCACCCAGAUGAGACUCGGGCACAAGAUAGUGUCAUACUAUAUCACACUAACCGGUUUUAACAAUGCAGUUGAAUGGACCUCAGGAGAAAUUACACUCUCCAUCCUCACUGGUGGCAUAACUAUGGAGACAACGUUCCACAUCAUGGACCAGGCCACCACAUACAAUGCCAUAGUAGGACGACCAUGGAUACAUCCCAUGGAAGCAGCCCCCUCCAACUUAUACCAAAUGAUCAAGUUGCCAACACCUUAG
Nicotiana tabacum (common tobacco) is the source of this 507-nucleotide messenger RNA. The record is from RefSeq and is a predicted model, not a curated record. Lineage: Eukaryota; Viridiplantae; Streptophyta; Magnoliopsida; Solanales; Solanaceae.